This is a messenger RNA of Venturia canescens, 4083 nucleotides long. RefSeq lists its product as uncharacterized. NCBI's taxonomy places the organism in Eukaryota, Metazoa, Arthropoda, Insecta, Hymenoptera, Ichneumonidae. The transcript is spliced from 12 exons. The record is from RefSeq and is a predicted model, not a curated record. Gene Ontology annotation, molecular function: protein binding. Bases 893 to 4054 code for a protein of 1053 amino acids.
UCGUUUUUGAUUAGCUCUCACAGAAAUAAGGCAUCCGGUAACCUCGAAGAAGCAGGCUGCCGUCGGCGAAGCAGAGGCGUGGAUCUCGUUCAUUUCCGGAUUCACCGAAACGCUCCCUUUUUGAACUGAACCAGCACGAGAUCCCAAACCCAUUUUACAUUUGUUUUACAAUCUUAGGCAACCAUUUGUUCGAUCGAAUAACACGCGCGAUUUACAAUAAAAAUGAUUCUUUUUUGCUGCCUCCAAGCGCCCGGUGUAUUAUCGCGCAUUUAUUAUUAAUUUCACUUGCGCGCACACACUCCAUUAAAAACUCGAACUCGCGAAAUAAUGUAACGAGACAAGGUGUUUUCAACGAUCUUUUGUUUCACGUAUUCAAGUAAUACGAUACGAGAACGAAUUCAUGUUUUUUGCCGCGGUUGACAAUAACUCGCUUUUGACUUGGUCGUUUGAAAAAAUCUGUAUCGAUGAAUGAAAAUUCGAGGCGCAUGCAGCGGAGGAAGAUAAUCCGCCGGUAACUCUGAGAAAAUGUCAAUCAAUUGGUCCACCGAAGCUUUUGAAAGUUUUCAUACGCCUGCCCCCGUAGCCAAAAAUAAACACCCCUCCAUAUGCACCAAAAGUCCGCUCGUUCUCGGCUCUCUUUCGUUUACAUGGGCUCGUUUCUCUCCGAGACCGUCAAUGUACAUACGACGUAGAAACAUCCAGAAAAAUCUCAAACGUACCAUUGGCAACGAAGACGCCGCUACGUAGUACGACCGAGGUAUAAAACAGUCGCGGCGAUAUUUAUUUUUGCCGAUUAUCAAGUUUUAAGCAGUGCACGACGGGACUGCGCGUUUAAAAGCCCCUGCGGGAAGACGCAAAAUCGUUCAUCCGGUAUUGCUCGAGGGUUCGAACGAUGGAGGAAUCGAAAGCACCGGCGUACGCCAUUCUGAGAAACGAUCAAGUCGGGAGGUAUCUCGUUGCAACGCGAGAUCUCGAGCCGGGAGAAGAAAUAAUUUGCGCGAGCCCAUUCGUAGUCGGGCCGAAGGCGAAUUCUUAUCCGGUAUGCUUGGGCUGUUACUCGGCCUGGCCACCGAGGGAGGAUUGGCGUCCGCUUUGCUCCAAAUGCGGCUGGCCGGUUUGCAAUGGAAUUUGUGAAAACGUUCCGCAGCACAAGGAUUACGAGUGUCAGGUAUUCGCAUCGGCGGGUGAAAAGUUCAACGUGGAAGCGGCUCUGGAGGAGAGCUCGGCGAACGGGGUGGCGCAGCUGGAGUGCGUCACGCCGUUGAGGCUUCUCCUCGAGUCCGAGAAGAGCCCCGAAAGAUGGAAAACGGAGGUGAAGGAUUUGGAGGCUCACACGAAGAUUCGCAGCAAGGGCAAACAGUGGAGCACCGAUAACGUUAAUAUCGUCAAGUAUUUGAGGGAGAGAUUGAAGCUGGAGAGAUUCAGCGAAGAAUCGAUACAAAACGCGUGCGGUAUACUCGCGAUAAACACCCACGAAGUGAGAACGAGCUGCGGCGAUUGCACCGCUCGUGGCCUCUAUCCGACGAUCUCUCUUCUGAAUCACAAUUGCGUCGCGAAUACCAUUCACAGCAUAACCACGAAUAACUUUAAGCUUCAACUGAGAGCGAGGACCAGGAUCCCCAAAGACGGACAGCUAUUUGCCUGCUACACGCCGACCUUUUUGCCGACCAUCCUCAGAAGAGAACAACUCCUCGAGGGCAAACAUUUUCUGUGCGCGUGCGCGAGGUGCUCCGAUCCGACCGAGCUCGGGACUCACUUGUCUUCUCUCAAGUGCACCAAGUGCGACAACGGAAUUGUCGUUUCUCUCGAUUCUCUCGAUUCGGAGAGCACGUGGAAAUGUACGCACUGCGAAUUCACGACGAGCGCUGCAGCGAUUCGCAAGGUCUUCGGGAUAAUCCAGGCGGAAGUGGAGGCCGCCGAGGCUGUUACCGGCGACGAGGGCGGUAGCGCGAUACAAAUUCGCGAGACGGUCAUCAAAAAGUAUCACUCGGUUUUGCAUCCUAAUCACGCCUUUCUCGCGACCCUCAAAUAUUCUUUGUGUCAACUGUAUGGAAGAGUCACAGAGUACGAACUCGAGGAUUUGCCGGACGUCGUGUUGGAGCACAAAAUCGAAAUGUGCCAAGCGCUCUUGAAAAUUCUCGACGUCAUAGAGCCGGGUUAUUCGAGGAUGAGAGGGAUGAUUUUGUACGAGCUGCACGCUCCGCUCCUGUUCAUCGCUAGAAAUUUGUGGAACAACGGUGUGAUCGACAACGCUGGACUAAAAUCGAAAAUGAUCGAAGCCAGUCAUAUCUUGAAGGAGUCGACCGAGAUCUUGGCCAACGAAUUCGGAGACAGUAUCGAGAGCCAGAUCGCAUCGGCGGCUAGAAUGUCCCUCGUUGAGCUCAACGAAUCGAUCAACGAUCUUGAGCGAUCUCUCGAGGCAAAAUAUAAAUUGGCUCACUCCGAAAUAUUUGGCAGGUAUUUCAUAGCGGCGAAAGACUUGUUACCUGGCGAAGUGAUACUCCGGGAAUCCGUGUUUGCCGUCGGACCGGGGGCUUUUAACAAAAGUUACAUGUGCUUUGCUUGCAUGAGAUUAUUGCCGGACGUAAACGCUUCGAAGAGAGAAAACUCGUGCACGAGGUGCAACGUCGCUAUUUUUUGUGGGCCCGUUUGCAAGGAGAAAAAAAUUCAUCACACCGAGCUGGAAUGCGAGGCUUUUGCGGGCAAUAAAAAUUUGUCGGAUCUCAAAAUUCUUCCCACGAUAAUGCAAAUUUUGUUACCACUGAGAGUCUGGUUGUUGCAAAAAGGCGAUCGAGCUGCUUGGCAGAGAGUCCUGGAGAUGGAGGCUCAUAUUGAGGAGAGACGCGAUACUCCAAUCUGGAACAAUAGACGAGUCAACGUUAUCGAGGUGCUGAGAGGUCUGGGAUUGGUGCCCGAAGAGUCGACGCACGAGCCUGAUCUUCUUCAACGUUUGUGCAGUAUAUUGGAUGUGAAUUCGUUCGAGCUGAGACCACCGGGAGGUCUGGAGGAUUCACCGCUUCGUGGAUUGUAUCCGAAUACGGCCGUGAUGGCUCACGAAUGCAUUCGCAAUACUCACAUCACCGUCGACGAUAAGUUUCAACUGACGGUCUACGCCUCCCUGCCUAUCGAAGCCGAUCAACCGAUUUUCGUCAAUUAUACCUCUCCGUUAUUGGGCUCAGAGGAGAGAAGAGAUCAUCUUCGAACUGGCAAGUACUUUGAGUGCGUUUGUUCGAGGUGUUCGGAUCCAAAAGAAUUGGGCUCGAACCUGAGCACUCUCGUCUGUCCGCGAUGCAAGAAAGGCUCAGUGACGAAUAAAAAUCCACUCAGGAGCAACGUUUACGAGGACAAAGAUAGUUGGCAGUGUGACAACUGCGAGUGUUGGUUGUCCGGUAAACUGGUGAAAACUAGCCUUGUAAUAACAAAAGAUCUCAUCGGUCGAAUGAAACCUGAUAUAAAGGUACCCGUUUCUGUAUUUCAAACAUCUGUAAUCAAAUCAAAUUAUUAUGCAGGCUCAUUGUCUUUCUUUGCACAGUCCGCUGAAGAAUUGUUAAAAAAAUUAACACGCUCUUUUCAUCCGAAUCAUUUUUUUCUUCUCUCACUGAAACAAAAAAUGUUGGAACUUUAUAAAAAAGAAUGUUCCUGCUUGAAUCCGGAUACGUUGCUGAUGAAACGGAUGGUACAACUUUGCAAAGAUAUCGUCAACGUCCUUGAGAUUGUCGAACCCGGAAUAUCAAGGUCGAAAGGAAUAAUACUUUGGGAGAUGCAUCUGCCGCUGGUCCUACUUGCUGAUCAUGACUACACGGCAAAAAGAAUCGGCGCUAAAAAGCUCGUGGAACGCCUGGAAGACGCUGAACGACACUUGAAAAGAUCUUUAACGAUGUUACUCCUCGAGCCACCAGAAACGCCGGAAGGUUUUUUGGCGCGACAAGCUCUACAAGAUUAUAAAUCGUUGCGGGAAACUUUGGCUCAAGCGAGACUCCUCGAAUCCUCGAUUCAAGCCAACAAUUCAGAAAAACAAACGACAAAACUCCUACAUCGUCACAACAAACACUGAAUAAAAAAUCCGUUUUUUACUAUUCCAAA